This is a messenger RNA of Lagenorhynchus albirostris (white-beaked dolphin), 1158 nucleotides long. RefSeq names its product neuropeptide S receptor 1 (gene NPSR1). Gene Ontology annotation, cellular component: cytoplasm; membrane. Gene Ontology annotation, biological process: positive regulation of release of sequestered calcium ion into cytosol; neuropeptide signaling pathway. Gene Ontology annotation, molecular function: neuropeptide receptor activity. The record is from RefSeq and is a predicted model, not a curated record. The transcript has 10 exons. NCBI's taxonomy places the organism in Eukaryota, Metazoa, Chordata, Mammalia, Artiodactyla, Delphinidae.
AUGCAGAAUUUAACAACAGCAGGAAGCCACUCACAUCUCCACACCUGGAUUGAUGAUGGGGAGGAAGUGGUGUCACUGGAACCAGAAGUCGAGACCUUCUUAUGGGAGGUAUGGUCCCAGAGCAAGGUUCCAGGGCAGGACUCUGUCCCCGGCAGCAGGCGCAGGGACAGCUGGGCUCAGCCCCACCUCACGGAGGGCAGCCCCAAGUCCAACGGGACUGGGCAGACACUGGAUUCUCCCAUCCUCUGCACAGAAACAGUGACUUUCACUGCAGUGGUGGAAGGAGAGGAACGGGGCUCCUUCUACUACUCCUUUAAGACUGAGCAGUUGAUAACUCUGUGGGUCCUCUGUGUUUUUACCAUUGUUGGAAAUGCCAUCAUGCUGUUCUCUACACUGAGAAGGAAGAGGAAGUCGAGAAUGACCUUUGUGGCUCAGCUGGCCAUCACAGACUCUUUCACAGGACUGGUUAACAUCUUGACAGAUAUCAUUGGGAGAUUCACUGGAGACUUCAUGGCACCUGAUCUGGUUUGCCGAGUAGUCCGCUAUUUGCAGCAAGACUGGCAUUUCUUCUUAUAUCCCUCAGGGGAGCCUUCAAUCUCUGAUCAGUCUUCAGAACGCCCUCCCUAUGGCACCUUCUACAACACUGAUGCUGGGAUGCAUUUGUGUGUCAUCUACGCCAUUGUGAUCAGAACGAUUUGGGUCAAAAGCAAAGCCCAUGAGACAGUGAUUUCCAGCUGCUCAGAUGGAAAGCGGUGCACCAUUUCCAACUGAGGGCUCAUCUCAAAGGCAAAAAUCAAUGCCAUCAAGUAUAGCAUUGUCAUCAUUCUUGCCUUCAUCUGCUGUUGGAGUCCGUACUUCCUCUUCGAUACCUUGGACAAUUUCAGCCUCCUUCCAAACACUAAGGAGCGUUUCUAUGCCUCUGUGAUCAUUCAGAACCUGCCGGCCUUGAAUAACGCCAUCAACCCCCUCAUCUACUGUGUUUUCAGCAGCUCCAUCUGCUUCCCCUGCGGGGCUAACAGCAGUGCCUACCUCUUAGCCAGUGAUGUCUCUGUCCAUUGGGCUCUGGUCCUGACCCGUAGGAAGGAGGGCUGUGAGUGGUGGGGAAGGAAGGGAGCAAAGAUCACGGGAUUCCAGAAUGACAUGUCAGGAGAGAACUGA